Podarcis muralis (Common wall lizard) is the source of this 1077-nucleotide messenger RNA. RefSeq names its product putative G-protein coupled receptor 33. The record is from RefSeq and is a predicted model, not a curated record. Gene Ontology annotation, cellular component: plasma membrane. Gene Ontology annotation, molecular function: G protein-coupled receptor activity; complement receptor activity. Lineage: Eukaryota; Metazoa; Chordata; Lepidosauria; Squamata; Lacertidae. Gene Ontology annotation, biological process: complement receptor mediated signaling pathway; phospholipase C-activating G protein-coupled receptor signaling pathway; inflammatory response.
AUGCGUCAGGAUCUCAUGGAAAAAGGCAACAUGGCCAGACCAACAGAAAUGAACCUCAGCCAAGUUGACCCAACAGAUGAACCUCCCCUGCGUUGGGGCCUUGCUAGCAUCAUCUUGGUAUCCUUCCUGGUGGGCGCAGCCAUGAAUGGGCACAUCUUCUGGUUACUUUGUGUGAAGAUGAAGAGGACAGUGAAUACCAUCUGGUUCCUCCACCUCACUCUGUCCUACUUGGUUUCUUGUUCCUGUCUGCCUUUUUUUGUUGUCCAGGAUGUCCUCAAUUUCCGCUGGGUCUUUGGCCCAUUCUUGUGCAGGGCGGUCAACUUCUGCAUUGCUGUAGGUAUGCUCACCCCAGUCUUUUUGCUCACCAUCAUCAGCCUGGACCGCUACUUGAUAACCUGCCAUCCGGUUUGGUCCCGACGGAACCGCACAAAACCCCGAGCAAGGAGAGUGCUUGCAGGAGUAUGGACCCUUUCCGUGGUCAUGUCCAUUCCCUAUCUGGUUUCCUAUGUGAUUCAAGGUGACAAAAAAGAGGUUUGCAUGAAAAAUUUUGCUUUCUUUAUCAUCGAGGAUAAGGACAAAGCAGAGGCUCUGCACUACAAAAUUGAUUUGGCAGUCUUUGUGGUUCGGCUUCUGCUCACCUUCUUGUUCCCCUUCUUCAUCAUUGUGGGCUGCUAUCAUUGGAUGUGUCAGGAAAUAAAGAAGAAAAAACUGGCGAGGAGGGCUGGGAAGCCUUUCCAAGUCCUUGUGGUUUCUGUGGCAUGCUUCUUCAUCUUCAGGCUUCCCUUCUACCUCUAUUAUGCUCUCUCGCUGCUUCAUAAAGACCCGAGAACAGUAGAAGUCCUGCGGAUCAUUUUCAGCAUUAGCCUCUGUUUGAAUAUCUGCCUCACCCCAAUUCUCUAUCUCUUCGUUGGGGAGAAAUUCAAGCAAGUUUUCAGGACAUCCACUGUUGUUUUGCUAAAGAAAGGUUUCAUCAUGCCGAUAGAGGAUACAAAUGCUGGCGAAGAGUCCGGCCACAUGAAUGAUGGCAGCAGCAUGCAGAUGAUGCCAGUUCAAUGGAAUAAUCUAGCAUCUCCUUGA